AUGCAGGGCACAGGAGCAUACAGUAACUCAAGCGAUAAUUUGUUAUUUAAUUUUUCAAAGCCUUUGAAUGAAAAAGUUCUCUUGUUGCAGGUCCUGGUUGGGAUUUUCCUCUGUAUAAACUGCUUGAUGAUAUUCACAUUUCUGAAAAAGGAUGUUUUUAGGGAAGAAACUCGGUACGUUUUGUUUGCACAAACCUUAUUUGUGGACUCUGCUCUUAUGCUGUUCACUGACUUGCUAGUGGUUGGAACUUUCUAUCAUUAUGCCAUGCACAUAAUUCCUUGCAGUAUUGUUUGUACAUUUUUGACUUUUCUUUCCUCCUGUACCCCGUUCACUUUGGCAGCUAUGUGUCUGGAACGCUAUGUCGCUAUAUGCAUGCCUUUGAGACAUGCUGACAUCUCCACAGGCAGGACUAGAUUAUAUGGACUUCUUAUCAUAUGGGGUAUCAGUUCUAUAAUUCCAUUGUUUACCUUGAUUGGAUAUUGGGCAUCUGUCCCAAGUGCAGCACAGUACUCUUAUGCAGUGUGUGUUGUGGAGCUAAUGUUAGGGGAUGCAUGGCAGGCACAUGGGCGUUCUGUUCUUUUUGCCAUCCUUUUCCUUUUUUUGAUCCUUAUCAUUGUCUUCACCUACAUCAAGAUAAUGAUUGCAGCCCGAGCUGCUUCCUCUGAAAAGAGGAAAUCAACCAAUAAGAGUCUCAAAACUGUGCUGCUUCAUGCAUUUCAGUUGUUUCUGUGCAUAAUGCAGUUUUUAAACCCAUACAUAGAAAUGGCAUACUGGAAGGUUGAAAACCAGAUCCUUCGGAAUAUAAAAUAUUCUGUGUUUAUUGUUUUUAUGAUUGCACCACGUUGUCUUAGUCCAUUGAUAUAUGGUCUCAGAGAUGAAAAGUUUUUUAAUGUUUUAAAACAUUAUGCCAUGUGUGGGGUUUACAUCAUCAAUAAACAUAAACCUAAAGCCACAAUGACAGCAUUAUGA
This is a messenger RNA of Tachysurus vachellii, 969 nucleotides long. Its product is annotated as odorant receptor 131-2-like. Gene Ontology annotation, molecular function: G protein-coupled receptor activity. Gene Ontology annotation, cellular component: membrane. The coding region runs from base 1 to 969 and encodes 322 amino acids. Gene Ontology annotation, biological process: G protein-coupled receptor signaling pathway. The transcript has 2 exons. The record is from RefSeq and is a predicted model, not a curated record. Lineage: Eukaryota; Metazoa; Chordata; Actinopteri; Siluriformes; Bagridae.